AUGGAUGACGAUUUCGUAAAGAAGCGACUCGAGCGAGAUUUGGCCGAGUUGAAGCGAAUGUGCGACGAUCACUUCCAAAAGCGAGCUGCUGAUGAGGAAAACAUCACUUCUCUUGAAGGACGAAUGAACGACCGAAAAGCGCUCCGAGAAGAGCAGAAAAACGCUCGAAUGGAGAAGGAAAAGGCCAAGGUCGAGGCUGAGCGACUCGCCAAGGAAGCGCGAGAGAAGGCUGAAGAAGAGCGAAAAGCGAACGAAGCUGAGGAAAAAGCUGCUAUUCUUUCAGCGAUGUCGCAGGGCUACGAUAAAGAAGCUGCCCGAAAGCGACGAGGUGAGAAGCGACGACUCAAGCGACGAUCUGCUGCCAUCAAACAAGCUCAAGCCUAA
Messenger RNA from Oikopleura dioica, 384 nucleotides. NCBI's taxonomy places the organism in Eukaryota, Metazoa, Chordata, Appendicularia, Copelata, Oikopleuridae. The record is from the annotation of a GenBank genome assembly.